Messenger RNA from Acipenser ruthenus (sterlet), 2609 nucleotides. RefSeq names its product ankyrin repeat and SOCS box protein 13-like. The transcript is spliced from 6 exons. The coding region runs from base 88 to 924 and encodes 278 amino acids. The record is from RefSeq and is a predicted model, not a curated record. Gene Ontology annotation, biological process: intracellular signal transduction; protein ubiquitination; positive regulation of protein catabolic process. Gene Ontology annotation, molecular function: protein binding. NCBI's taxonomy places the organism in Eukaryota, Metazoa, Chordata, Actinopteri, Acipenseriformes, Acipenseridae.
AGCUGAAACACCAAACAUUUUCUGACAGCUGUGCCGGUCCACCUGUACGGGACACGUUUUUCUCGUCAUAUCUUCAACGUUUGUAGAAUGGCAAGACCGACUGCUAGAUUGCGCAAUACAGGAGACUUUGGGUUUUGGGUCGAUCGGAAUGCUUUGUAUGAAGCAGCCAGCCAUGGCCAUGUUCUUGAACUAAAACAGCUAAUUGAAAAUGGAGCAUGCGUGAAUGUAGUUACUGCAGAUUCAAUAACCCCACUUCAUGGGGCAAGCCUUAAAGGUCAGACAGAGUGUGUGAAAUUACUGCUGGCUGCAGGAGCCCAGGUAGAUGCAAGAGAUAUUGACGGUAGCACUCCUCUGUGUGAUGCCUGCGCUUCUGGAAGCAUAGAGUGUAUCAAUGUACUCUUAGAACAUGGAGCACAAAUAAACCCUCCCCUGUACACAGCAUCACCCCUGCACGAGGCAUGCAUGAGAGGUAAUUCAGAGUGUGUGAGGCUUUUAAUAUCACAGGGGGCUCUGCUAGAGGCCCAUGACUGCCACUUUGGGACUCCACUACAUGCAGCAUGUGCUGGAAAUUAUAUCAAAUGUGUGAAAUUGUUACUAAAUGCAGGUGCAAAUGUGAACGCAGCAAAGCUACACGAGACGGCCCUUCAUCAUGCAGCCAAAGUAAAUAAUGUGGACUUGAUAGAAAUGCUGGUUGAAUUUGGAGGGAACGUCUAUGCCAGAGAUACCCGUGGUAAAAAGCCAAUUGACUACACCCGAGCUGGCUCUCCUCCAUCACUGUGCCUGCACUUCUAUGAAACAACGCCUCUGAGUUUGCAGCAGCAGUGCAGGGUCUUUCUGAGGAAAGCCCUGGGGACCAGAGCAUUGGAAGUAGUGUCGAAGUUACACAUCCCUCCUGGAAUCAUCAACUACCUCUCGUAUCAAUGAGCAGAAAGAAAAGGGGUGGAGAAGCAAUAUACUUGAACAUUGAUGCAAUAUCAUUUUUCAAAGCAAAACACUCAUUCCUGUCUGGAAUAGUGUAUGUAGGUCAGCCACAUUUCAACCUCACAUGUUUGUGAACAGUGAUGGUAUGCCAUAAGCAGUCUGUCUGCCUGUGUAUACCAUGGUACAACAAAGAAGUCUCAGCCCACUCCCCAGGGUCGUAAAGCCGUCACACACCCAGCUAUCCACCCAUGAGUACCAUGUUUAGAUAAGUAAUUUAAACUCCUCACUUGGAUCCAUAUUCCAGAGCACUGUAUCACUCUAUGUUUAUUUUACUGUAAGCAUAGGGCCUCUGUUAGACAGCACACUCAGUGUUAUUGUAAUCAGAACACAUAAUGUAAACAUAACUUUAUAAAGGCUGUGAGGAUUGGGAGUUGAUGAUGUUUUUUUUUUUUAAUUUUAGUUAUUAAUUCCCCCUUUAGGUAUGCAGGUUAUAUCCGGAGUUGCCACUAAUGUAAUUGUGUUUAAGUUGUGUAGGGAGUGUUUGGCAGCUAAUUCCACACCUGGCCUUUGUAAGAGCCAAAUAAAUGUUUUACUGGCAAAAUAAUAGCAAUAGCAGCAGUGUUCCAUUUAUUUAAAACUACGGCAACAGCUGACACAAAUGGAUUGCUUGGUCAAUCGAUUAAUCAAUCAAUAUUUAAUUUAUAUAAUUUCAAAGACAAUCUCCAGGAAUUGCUUGUCACGAGGAGUUCCUUUAAUAUAUAACUAAUGACGGGAUAGCACAGAGAAUGUAGACACUGAACUUCCAUUAAAGUGCCCAGUUAAAGUGCUGCUAUAGACCAUGUUUAUAUUAAUUGUCCCAUGGUAACCAUUCAUUAUGGUGUGCCGUUUUAGUUUUGUUACUCCACAUUGUAUUACUUGUCUGCGCUUUUCCUCUUUAUUAAACACGAUGCACAAGAGGGGAGUUUUCUUAUGGAUGCAGUUGUUUCACAAGCUAAUAACCAAUAUACAGUGUUACCAUGGAAUACAGUAGCAAAACUACAAAAGAGAAGAGCAUAAUAGACCCUUAUAUAUCAAGUUAAAAUGUGAGAAAAUUGCACAUUUACAUUUAGAUCCUUGCUUCAAAAACAGAGCGGAUGCUGUACUUUGGGCACUUCUGAGUUAAACGUUGAUGUUUACAGCAUCAAGUUGUGAAAUUUAUGAUGAUUGAACAUUUUUAAAUGUAAUGUUUUUUGGGUUUUUUUUCUGUUUCACUUUUAAACCCUGAAGAAGGAAAUGUUUAUAUUGCAUUAAUCUAGAACUGAAUAGUUGCUGUAACCUAGGUUAUGAGGACAUUCAUUACAUCUAGCUUUUCCAGGGGUUUAAAAUAAAUGAUACAAUUUUAACUACAAAGUUGCAAAUACGGAGCAUGAGAUUGUAGACAGUUGUGUAUCAAGGCAGUUGUGUAGAUUGCAUCCCCUAACCAUAUGCAUAUUUGUCAUUAAUUUAUCAAUUAAUGUAUUUAUUGAUCAAAGUUUAAGUGUGGUGAUGUCACAGUAUUUCUUUCCUCCCCUUAUAUUUACUGUAUUACCCAGACAUCAAUGUGCACUAUAACAAACAGUUAAAUCCAGCAUUUAAACAUUAACGUAGUGCUAAUCUUUUGAACAGAAAACAUUGAUCAAAGCUUUAAUUUCAUAUACAGCUUUAAUUUC